AUGAGCUACAUAGGCACUGUAAUUGGACGUAUGAAAUGGGGAUUUCUCCCUGUCAGGCGGAUCGUUGACGAAGACGAGAACGGUAACUUUAUUGUGCCUGACGAGGAUAAGCUUUCGCUAGAUUCCGAAACUAAUUCAGAAAAGAAUAGUAUCAACGAAGAGACUCGUGACGUUGAACUGUCCUUGGAAUACAGAGAUGAAAAGAACCGUAAAUGGUACAAUUUCUUUAACGAAUACGAAUAUCGUGUGACAAGCAAGGUCAAACAAAGACGUAAAUGGUACAAAUGGUUUCAUGACGAUGAUACUCCAGAAGAACGCCGUGUUAUCAUGAAGAUUGACCUUCUUCUUACUUUUUACUCGUUGAUGGCCUACUGGGUUAAAUAUUUGGAUCAAACUAAUCUUACCAAUGCGUAUGUUGGUGGUUUACGUGAAUCUAUUAACAUGCAAGGCAAUGACUUUGUUAACACUCAAGUGAUGUUCUCCGUUGGUAACAUUGUUUUUCAAAUUCCGUUCAUGUACAUCCUUUAUGCACUUCCUAUGAACUACGUUCUUCCUAUGUUGGAUCUUUGCUGGUCAAUCUUGACAAUUUCCUUGUACAGGGUCGAAAACGUUGCUACAUUGAAAGUGCUCAGAUUCUUCAUUGGUAGUUUUGAAUCGUGUGCUUAUAUUGCAUACCAUGCCUUAUUCGCCUCUUGGUUUAAGGGAAGUACUGCUGAGAUUACGAGAAGAGCUGGUUUCUAUUAUCUCGGUCAGUACUUGGGUAUCUUGACUUCCGGUUUACUUUCCGGUGCUAUCAUGAGGACUAUGGGUGGAAUUGGUGGACUUGAACCAUGGCAAUGGAUUUUUAUCAUGGAUGGUAUUAUUUCUGUGAUUGUUGGUAUCUUGGGUUUCUACAUGAUUCCAGGUACCCCUCAAGAUUGCUACUCUCCAUUCUUGAGUGAUGAUGAUAUACGAAUUGCCAGACGUCGUAUGAUUAAGGAUCAGAAGAACUACAAACCAAGAGAAAAUGCUGUAAAGCACUUCUUCAAUUUGGACAUUUGGAAAUCUAUAUUCAGCUCAUGGCACAUUUAUGUGUUGUCUUUGUGGAAUAUAUUCUGUUGGAACAACAGUAAUGGUUCUUCUGGUUCUUAUGCAUUGUGGUUGAAAUCGUUAACAAAGUCUGAUGGUGUAACCCCAAGAUUCAGUCCAGGGCAGCUUCAAGAUUACACUGCUUUGACUCCUGCUCUUGGUCUCCUUUGGUUGAUUUUGACUUGUAGUUUUGCUGAUCUUUUCAAUACUCGUUGGGGUGCCAUAUUGUUUUCUCAAGUAUUCAAUGUUCUUGGAAACCUUAUUUUGGCAGUUUGGGACGUUCCAGAGAAGGCAAAGUGGUUUGCAUUUUGUCUCCAAUACUUUGGAUGGGCCAUGGCUCCAGUCUUGUACUCGUGGCAAGGUGACAUCUGUCGUAAAGAUAUUCGUGAAAGACAGGUUGUUUUGGUUACCAUGAACAUUCUUGCUCAACAAUCAACUGCUUGGAUUGCUGUUUUGGUAUGGCCAACGGUGGAAGCGCCAAGAUUUAUCAAGGGGUUCUCGUUCACAGCUGCCAGUGGUGUCGCUCUUUCUAUUUGGACUUUGGUAGUCUUGUGGUUCUACAAGAGAGAGGAAAGACAGAAUGCUAGAGAAAACGGAAUUAUCUUAUACAACUCUGAUGUCGAUUCUGAGAUCCAGCCCCAGGAAGUUUCGGAAUUCGUAGAUGAGAAGAAGUGA
This is a messenger RNA of Scheffersomyces stipitis CBS 6054, 1743 nucleotides long. It is a transcript of the gene FEN4, whose product is annotated as putative permease, Suppressor of sulfoxyde ethionine Resistance Vitamin H transporter (H+/biotin symporter). Gene Ontology annotation, molecular function: transmembrane transporter activity. The record is from RefSeq and is a predicted model, not a curated record. The transcript has a single exon. NCBI's taxonomy places the organism in Eukaryota, Fungi, Ascomycota, Pichiomycetes, Serinales, Debaryomycetaceae. Bases 1 to 1743 code for a protein of 580 amino acids. Gene Ontology annotation, biological process: transmembrane transport. Gene Ontology annotation, cellular component: membrane.